CAAGAAUGAGACAAUUGUCAAAUUCUCCGUUUACACAAUAACAACAUGCAAAUGUGAGGCGGAAAUUUUACAAAGUGCAAAAAAGUGUAAUUUACUAUAACUAAACCGUGUUUGCUGAUAAUUUUUAGUUAAAUAUCCUUGAGUCCAAUAUGAAUGUUAUUCAAAGGCAGUUUGCCUCGAGCAAAUAUCCAUUACUAAAUAUCGCUCGUCGGUUAGAUUUCCUCACAUCCUGCGCCGCAUCGUUUUCUACCAAAACCGAACCGAAUACGUCCGCACCGGUGUCAACUCCACCACAGUCACAACAGCCUCGCGUAACGAAUGUUCCCACCACAGAGCGAAAAAGCAUCAUCCCUCAGGAGUAUCGUUUCAUCUACCAGGAAUUCCUACCGGAUCCGAAAGUUGAAUGGCGUAAUCCGAUCCGAGAGAAGCUCGAACGAAUGGAUAUGUUGGACCGACGUUCGAACAUCGAUAUCCCCGAGUUUUACGUGGGAUCAGUACUAGCGGUCACGAGUUCUGAUGUGCACGCGGUCGGUAAGACCUCUCGCUUCGUUGGCAUCUGUAUCCAGCGGGAGCGGUGCGGUCUGAGGGCAAGGUUUAUACUGAGAAACAUCGUGGAUCACCAGGGUAUGGAAGUUAUGUACGAUCUGUACGACCCCACGCUGUUGAAGUUCGAAGUGCUGCGUUUGGAAAGGCGCUUGGACGAACAUUUGCUGUACCUGAGGGACGCUCUGGACGAGUACAGUACAUUCGACAUAAACAUGGAACCGGAAGUGCUCCCGGAGGGCUCGCCAGUACCAGUGAACGAUGUUAAAGUGGUGCUCAAACCGAAACCGUGGUACGCUCGCUGGGAGCGGGAGAAUCUGCAAGGUGUUGCAAAUGUCGACCAGUACACGACAGAGAAAAACCGCCGGAAGGCAGAGAAGCGGGCAACGCCCUGGGAGAAGUACGAUUUGAUGAAGGAAUAUCGUCGAACGAUUCCGGACGAAGAGCAGAAAGAGAUUUUCGCCGAGGUGUACUCACAGCUGCAUCAGCUCGAACUUUCACACAAGAAGAUGAAGAGGAAGCGUACCUUCGUCAAACCGACCAAACUGGCCUAAGCAUGCCGGCUUAGAGCACAUUUGUGCAGUUAUGAUUGCGCGUUGAAAUAAUAAAAAAUAUGUUGAAACUAGCUGACCCGUCGAACUUCGUACCGCCCCGAAUUGAUUUUUUGAUAUGAAUUCUUUCGAACAUUCAUGUUUUCCUACUAAGCGAACAUUUGUGGGUUCAAUUGCAGAACUCGCCAACUUCACUUUAUUUUAAUUUUCCUAUAACUUCCAUCAAACUCAUUGUAAUAUAAUUUUUAUUUUCAGACGAAA
Messenger RNA from Toxorhynchites rutilus septentrionalis, 1355 nucleotides. RefSeq names its product 39S ribosomal protein L19, mitochondrial (gene mRpL19). Gene Ontology annotation, molecular function: structural constituent of ribosome. The record is from RefSeq and is a predicted model, not a curated record. The coding region runs from base 150 to 1097 and encodes 315 amino acids. Gene Ontology annotation, biological process: translation. Gene Ontology annotation, cellular component: mitochondrial large ribosomal subunit; ribosome. Lineage: Eukaryota; Metazoa; Arthropoda; Insecta; Diptera; Culicidae. The transcript has 2 exons.